AUGUCAUAUGAUGAGUCUGCUUAUUCCCUUGGAGAGGAUGAUCUUAUCACCACCGAAGAUAGCUGGACGGUGAUUACAUCAUUUUUCGAAACCAAAGGCUUGGUGUCUCAGCAAUUGGAAUCGUUCGAAGAGUUCAUCGAAACGUCGAUUCAAGAGCUAGUUUUGGAAGACAGAAAGUUGAUUUUGGAUCAACCUGCUCAACAUAUCAGUGAAGAUGACGACAUCAGUAGAAGAUAUGAGAUUACAUUUGGCGAUAUUUUCCUUUCGAAGCCUUCUCAGACCGAAGCAGACGGUACCACUUCGACCUUGCUACCUCAAGAAGCACGUUUGAGAAACUUGACAUACUCUGCGCCUCUCUAUGUCGAGAUGAAGAAGAUGGUGAAGGAAAGUAUAGACGAUGAAAACAGCCAAUCUUCUCAAGUAAACUGGUACAAAGAGGGUGAUAUUUUCAAGUACAGAGCAAGACAGUUGGAUGAGUUAGAGCCUAUUCCUAACGCUUUUAACGACGACGAUGAUAUUAUUGUGGAUGAGAAGCACAACACUAAAAUUCACAGAAGUGGGGCGGAAACACAGACCAUUUUCAUUGGUAAAGUUCCAAUCAUGUUGAAGUCCAAGUUCUGUACGUUAUAUGGCUUGUCCGAGGAAGAAUUGUACCAAAUCAGAGAAUGCCCAUUUGAUAUGGGUGGUUACUUCAUCAUCAAUGGUUCCGAGAAGGUUUUGAUUGCUCAAGAAAGAUCUGCUGCAAAUAUUGUUCAAGUUUUCAAGAAGUCUGGUGUUUCCCCAAUUUCACACGUUGCCGAAAUCAGAUCUGCUCUUGAAAAAGGUUCCCGAUUGAUUUCCUCUAUUCAAGUUAAGCUUUCAAGUGGUGGUGCCUCCAGUUUCAAGAGUGGUGGUGUCGGUCGUUCGAUAAAGACAACAUUACCUUAUAUUAAAACCGAUGUUCCAAUUGUUAUUGUUUUCAGAGCUUUAGGUGUCAUCGAGGAUGGUGAUAUUUUACAACACAUUUGUUAUGAUGAUAACGAUUGGCAAAUGCUCGAAAUGUUGAAGCCUUGUAUUGAAGAAGGUUUUUUGAUUCAAUCUCAAGAAGUUGCAUUGGACUACAUUGGUAGAAGAGGUAAUGCCGUUGGUAUCAAAAGAGAAAGACGUAUUCAAUUUGCGAAGGAUAUUUUACAAAGAGAGUUUUUACCUCACAUUUCGCAAGAUGGUGGGCAUGAAACAAAUAAAGCCUACUUCAUGGGUUACAUUAUAAACAGAUUACUCUUAUGUGCACUAGAAAGAAAAGAACAAGAUGACAGAGAUCAUUUUGGUAAAAAGAGAUUGGAUUUGGCAGGUCCUUUAUUAGCCAAUUUAUUUAGAAUUCUAUUCAGAAAACUCUCACGUGAUAUCUACAAAUACAUGCAAAGAUGUAUCGAACAUGGUGAAGAUUUCAAUAUUGUGUCUGCUGUAAAGUCUACGACCAUUACUUCAGGUUUGAAAUAUUCUCUAGCUACAGGUAAUUGGGGUGAACAGAAAAAGGCAAUGAGUUCCAAGGCAGGUGUUUCUCAAGUGUUGAACAGAUACACAUAUUCAUCCACAUUAUCACAUUUGAGAAGAACUAAUACACCAAUUGGUAGAGAUGGUAAGCUAGCAAAGCCCCGUCAAUUGCAUAAUACCCAUUGGGGUCUUGUCUGUCCUGCAGAAACUCCAGAAGGUCAGGCAUGUGGUUUGGUCAAGAAUUUAUCUUUAAUGUCUUGUAUUUCUGUUGGUAGCGCAUCUGAGCCAAUCACCUACUUGUUAGAAGAAUGGGGUUUAGAACCAAUUUCAGAUUACGACCCGCAAGAGCAUAAAUUAUCAACAAGAGUUUUCCUUAACGGUGACUGGGUUGGUACACACAGAGACCCAGGUAUGUUGGUUGAUACCAUGAGACAAUUACGAAGAAGUGGAACUAUUUCAGCCGAAGUUUCGUUGAUCAGAAAUAUUAGGGAGAGAGAAUUUAAAAUUUUCACAGAUGCCGGUAGAGUUUACAGGCCAUUAUUCAUUGUUGAUGAUGAUCCUGAUAGUGAACGUAAGGGUGGCUUGAAAUUAACCAAGGAGCACUGUAGAAGAAUUCUGGAUCGUGAAAUUGAAGAAAUUCCACAGGAUGAUGGAUUUGAUGAGAAUGGUGACCCAUUAGACCCGAUUCAGAGAAUAUAUGGAUGGGAUUCUUUAUUAGCAGAAGGUGUUGUGGAAUAUUUAGAUGCAGAAGAAGAGGAAACAGUCUUGAUUGCCAUGUCUUCAGAAGACUUGUCGCCAGUGGAUGAAGAAGAUGAAAUGAAGGAUCUUGAAGCUGAUCCAGCCAAAAGAAUUAAGAAUCAUAUCAACGCUCAUUCUUUUACUCAUUGUGAGAUUCACCCAUCCAUGAUUCUAGGUGUUGCAGCUUCGAUUAUUCCAUUCCCAGAUCAUAAUCAAUCCCCAAGAAAUACAUAUCAAUCCGCUAUGGGUAAGCAGGCUAUGGGUGUGUUUUUGACUAACUACAAUGUUAGAAUGGAUACUAUGGCGAACAUCUUGUACUAUCCUCAAAAGCCAUUGGCUAAGACACAAUCUAUGGAAUUUUUGAAGUUCAGAGAAUUACCUGCUGGUCAAAACGCUAUUGUGGCAAUUGCAUGUUAUUCAGGUUAUAACCAAGAAGAUUCUAUGAUUAUGAAUCAAUCUUCUAUUGAUAGAGGUUUGUUCCGUUCUUUGUUCUUCAGAUCUUACAUGGAUCAAGAAAGAAGAAAUGGUAUUUCUAUUGUUGAAGAGUUUGAAAAGCCUAUGCGUUCUAAUACAUUAGGUUUCAAGGCCGGUACAUAUGAAAAGUUGGACGAUGAUGGAUUAAUUUCUCCUGGUGUUAGAGUCUCCGGUGAUGAUAUCAUCAUUGGUAAGACUGUCCCAAUUCCAACUGAUACUGAAGAAUUGGGUCAAAGAACCAAAUAUCAUACUAAGCGUGACGCAUCUACCCCUCUAAGAACAACCGAAAGUGGUAUUGUUGACCAAGUGUUACUAACCACAAACGCCGAAGGUUUGAAAUUCGUCAAAGUUCGUAUGAGAACUACGAAGACUCCACAGAUUGGAGAUAAGUUUGCAUCGCGUCACGGUCAGAAGGGUACCAUUGGUAUCACUUACAGAAACGAAGAUAUGCCAUUCACUGCCGAAGGUGUUGUUCCAGAUUUGAUUAUUAACCCUCACGCAAUUCCAUCGCGUAUGACUGUUGCGCAUUUGAUCGAAUGUUUGUUGUCCAAGGUGGCAUCAUUGAGAGGUUAUGAAGGUGAUGCUACGCCAUUUACCGAUUUGACUGUUGAUGCUGUGUCGAAGCUUUUGCGUGAAAACGGAUAUCAAUCACGUGGAUUUGAAGUGAUGUAUAAUGGACACACUGGUAAGAAGCUGAUGGCACAAGUUUUCUUUGGACCAACGUACUACCAAAGAUUAAGACACAUGGUGGAUGACAAGAUCCAUGCACGUGCCCGUGGACCGUACCAGAACUUGACCAGACAACCUAUGGAAGGUCGUGCCAGAGACGGUGGUUUGAGAUUCGGAGAGAUGGAGAGAGAUUGUAUGAUUGCGCACGGUGCUGCUGGGUUUUUGAAGGAGAGAUUGAUGGACAGUUCGGAUGCGUUCAGAGUUCAUGUUUGUGGCAUCUGUGGAUUGAUGAGUGUGGUGGCGAAUUUGAAGAAGGCGCAGUUCGAAUGUAAGAGUUGCAAGAACAAAACCAACAUCUACCAGAUCCAUAUACCAUAUGCUGCGAAGUUGCUUUUCCAGGAAUUGAUGGCAAUGAACAUCACGCCAAGACUCUACACGCAAAAGAGUAGUUAUACUGUUCGUUGA
Messenger RNA from Pichia membranifaciens NRRL Y-2026, 3819 nucleotides. RefSeq lists its product as hypothetical. Gene Ontology annotation, biological process: DNA-templated transcription. The transcript has a single exon. Gene Ontology annotation, cellular component: RNA polymerase II, core complex. Lineage: Eukaryota; Fungi; Ascomycota; Pichiomycetes; Pichiales; Pichiaceae. The record is from RefSeq and is a predicted model, not a curated record. Bases 1 to 3819 code for a protein of 1272 amino acids. Gene Ontology annotation, molecular function: DNA-directed RNA polymerase activity; ribonucleoside binding; DNA binding.